AACUUCAGUUUCCUCAGAACGUUGGUCAUGAAACGUUUCAUUUUAUUAUGUCUGGUGAUUGUGUGUGCGGCUCGUCACAACCACGGCCGUGACCGUGACCACGACGACAGCGACGAAAGCGAUCAUGACAAUCAUGGGCGUGACCACAACCAUGGACAGAACCACAACCAUGGGACCGAUUACUACAACUAUAAAAAAAAAUAUUAUCAUCAUGGUCAGCGUGGUCACGGGCACCUCAAUAUUAGCUCAGAAGACCCCAUAGUCCACAGUUCACCUGGGGAGUUCGUGGGAGGCUACAACGUGACGAGACGCGGCAGACGCUUCGAGAGCUACCGGGGCAUACGAUACGCUCAGCCACCCGUGGGUGUACUGCGGUUCCAGCCUCCAAGACCGAUCCACUACUACCCGGAUAUGGUGGACGCACGAGAGGACGGACCAGCGUGCCCUCUCCCCGCACCGCCUGGAUAUCCCGUGGACGAAGAUUGCUUGACUCUUAAUGUGUAUACCCCCUUGAGGAGCGAGAGAAAAGGAAAACUCCCAGUGAUCUUCUUCAUCCAUCCGGGAGGUUUCUACUCCAUGACGGGUCGCAGCGAUCUGGCUGGACCACAUUAUCUCCUGGAUAGGGAUAUCGUGCUGGUCACUAUUAACUACAGACUCGGGGCUCUUGGAUUCCUCAGCACAGGUGACGAGUUGGCUCCCGGCAAUAACGGGUUAAAGGACCAAGUGGCAGCUCUAUGGUGGGUGCAGAAGAACAUCAGAGCGUUUGGUGGAGAUCCUGAUAACGUGACGGUGGCGGGUUGCAGCGCUGGCUCGUUCAGUGCUAUGCUGAUGAUGAUGUCGCCUAUGACACGAGGUCUCUUCCACCGAGCAAUCUCCAUGAGCGGUUCACCAAUCGGCAAGGAGCCACUCCCAACGGAACAGAAACACCUCGCAGUGAAGCAGGCGGAACUACUGAACUGUCCCACUAACAGUUCUAAGGCUAUUAUUGACUGCUUGAAGACAAAACCUUGGAAGGAGCUGGGCGACUCGCUGCCUGGAUUCUUUGAAUUCGGUCGCUUCGACCCCGUGCUCCUGUGGUCACCCGUGGUCGAACCCGACUUCGGCCAGGAGCGGUUCCUCACCAUGCAACCAGACGUGGCCAUUAGAGAGAGAAAGUUACAUGCCGUACCUAAUAUUAUCAGCCAGACACAGGAUGAGUUCUUCUGGUUUGCUUACUACGUAACCACCAACGAGACACUAUACAAACAAAUGAACCAAGACUGGGACCGCAUAGCUCCCAUAGCUUUCCUCCUCCCGCGCGACAACGCGACGCUCCCCGCUAGAACACUACGUAAGGAGUAUCUGGGAGAUCAACCUUUGAAGAACGAUGCGAGUAGUUCAAGGAAUUUGGGCAGAUUGUAUGCGGAUUCUAUUGAGAGCUUGCCGGUUUAUAGAAUGGCGAAGCUUAUGACGAACUACUCUCCGGAACCAGUCUACGAAUAUGAAUGGGCGUAUAUCGGAAACCACAGUCACUUUGAAGACCCUAACACUAACAAACCAUUAGGCGCGGCUCACCACGACGAUUUAAUUUAUUUGUUCACUUUGAGCUAUCGGUUUCCCGCCAUCGGGCUAGAAGGAGAAGACGCCAAAUUAGUUGACAGGAUGACAGCAAUUUGGUACAAUUUCGCGAGAUACGGUGAUCCAAAUCCUCGUGAAGACACACCAGAAUUGGAAGGACUUAAUUGGCCAAGAACAACGCCCGAAGAUAUGCCGUAUCUGCGAAUAGAUAACAACUUUACACUUAAAAAAAAUCUGUUCAAAGAUAAAGCUGUUGUAUGGGACUCCCUGUAUCCUAUGGAGUAUUAAUUUAUUAUCAUAAAAUGUAUGUUUUAUAAGAAACUGUUUAAAAUAUAAAAAGUUUAUUGUUGCAAAA
This is a messenger RNA of Colias croceus (clouded yellow), 1912 nucleotides long. RefSeq names its product esterase E4-like. NCBI's taxonomy places the organism in Eukaryota, Metazoa, Arthropoda, Insecta, Lepidoptera, Pieridae. The transcript is spliced from 11 exons. The record is from RefSeq and is a predicted model, not a curated record. The coding region runs from base 28 to 1845 and encodes 605 amino acids.